GAAAGGCUGCAGCUCAGUCGUCUGGAAAGGCGAAGCGAGCGGCGAGGAAGACUCGUCUGUCUGCCGGACGCGAGCCCGGGCUCCCCUCCUCCCGAUCGCAUCCCCCGUGAAAAAUUCAGCAAAAAUGGAGCUGCCGGCGGUAGUGGGGGAGCAUGUCUUCGCGGUGGAAAGCAUCGAAAAGCAGCGGAUCCGGAAGGGCCGAGCGGAGUAUCUUGUCAAAUGGAGGGGCUGGUCCUCCAAAUAUAACACGUGGGAGCCGGAGGAAAAUAUCCUGGAUCCCAGGCUGCUAAUCGCUUUUCAAAACAGGGAGAGGCAAGAGCAACUUAUGGGAUACCGCAAGCGAGGACCAAAACCAAAGCCACUGGUAGUUCAGCUGCCGUCUUUUGCACGCCGCUCUAAUAUCCUCAGUGGCCUGCAGGACCCAGCCGUGGAGAACAGGCCCAAGCUGGAUCUCAGCAGCUCAGGCAAAAGUCAGCAGCAUCAAUAUGAACUCAACAGCAAGAAGCACCAUCAAUAUCAGCCCAACAGCAAGGGGAGCAGCAUCAAACACCCGUCGCACAGCAAAGGGAAGUACUACUAUCAGCUGAACAGCAAAAAGCACCACCACUAUCAGCCGGACCCCAAGAUGUAUGAACCCCACUACCAGCCCAACAGCAAGGAGCCACAACAAGGACAGGCCUGUUUGGAUCAUAGCAAAAGCCCGUUAAUGUCCCAGUCAGACAAGUGGUCCCAUGGCUCCACAAAGAAUUUGCUGAACCCUGUCAAGAGUUUGAGUGGGAUUGAAGGAAAGAGUGGGGCAGAGAAGAACCUCUCCAGUGGCACAGGGCCACCACCACCAUCUUCCCGGGAGGGCGUGACCAGCAAUGGCAUUGGUGGCAAAAUGAAGAUUGUGAAGAAUAAAAAUAAGAAUGGACGCAUUGUGAUUGUCAUGAGCAAGUACAUGGAGAAUGGCAUGCAGGCAGUAAAGAUUAAAUCUGGGGAGCCACCGAAGAAGCGGGUGGCCGAGGAAAGGACUACUAAGAGAGGAUCUGAGGAGAGGCAGGAGUCCUGGAAAAAGCCUGUGGAGGACAGAUGGCUGGGUGGCGGUCUCAAAGGGAAAUCCGGCACAGAGGCCAGUCAGCUUCCUUCUGAGUUAGGAGGCAGCCCCUCCAAGACUGUGGCCCCCAGCAAAGAGCUGCCCCUUCCCGAGCAGCAGCCUCUGCAGCUUACCACCAAGCCCAACCUGGUUCCCUGGUCCCUGGAUUCCAGCCAGCAGGAGCAGACCUCACCUGCCCCAGGACUGAGCCUUUCACCCAGCUAUGGUGGGUCCCGGAAACGCUGCCUUUCUGAGCCCCACGGAGACAAGGAGAGUGGCAAGAAGCGCCUCACUUCCCGGAGCAUCAGUGCCCCCACCUGCCUAAGCUCUCCUGCCCCAGAGAAACUGGAGCCCCCUGCCUUUCCCACCUCUCAGCCAGAGGUCAUCCUGUUGGACUCCGACUUAGAUGAGCCCAUAGACUUACGGUGCGUCAAGGCUCGGGGGGACCGAGAGCCGGGCCUGGUGCAGGUCAAGCCAGAGAUUGUGCCAGUGCCAGCAGAACAGUUGGGGCCAGAGCCUCAGAAGCAGGGGGAGCACUUUGAAGCGGAGGGGGAAGAGGAGGAAGAGGAGCCUGUGCAGGAGUUCAAGCCUUUCUUUGGGAAUAUAAUAAUUACUGAUGUGACGGCAAACUGCCUGACGGUGACCUUUAAGGAAUAUGUGACCGUGUGAGGAGCUGAGGCGCAGGGUCCUGGCGCUCUCCCUUGGCAGCCUGACUCCUCCCCUAAGAUAUUGCUCUGUCCAGACAACCUCUUUGGCACUGCGCCAAGAGCAGGUCCUCUUGAGAUCAAACACACGUUGCUGCCUGGAAGAAGGGAGGGUAGGGAGCAAGGCUUCUGCUUCGCCUUCAGGACUGAGGGUUUCCUGCAAGGCUGUUCUGGCCUGUCAAAAUCUCGGGCCUCAGGAUGCGGUGAGGGGCGCCGGCUCCCCAGUUAACUCACGGGAGAGGAGUUCUAUAGUAUUAUAUUUUAACAGUGCUAACUUGUUCAGUGGUUCAUGCUCCCGUUUGUAUGUGGUGUUGCUAAAAAUGUAUUGUUUGAACUGAAGGCAGGCCUCCCCAGGUGGGUCAUGCAAUUAUAUUUAUUUGUAGGUAUUUAUAUAAUGAAAUAUAAAAAGCCUAGAUUUAUGGAGUUCCCUAGAUUGCCCUAUAUAUAUAUAUAUAAUUAUAUUAAAUACAUAUAUAUUAUAUAUAUAUAAAAAAGCUAUAUCAGAAUAUUUUCUUUUCUUCCCUUUUUAAAGGCCACUUCUGUUUUUGAUUUCCUUGCUCCUUUUUUCAUAAAACUGCAGGUCCAUCCCUUCCUUGCAUAUAUAAGGUGUGUGUGUAUGUGUGUGUGUGUAUACACACACACACACACACACAUACUGUUAACACGUUGCUAUCUCAAUGUGCAACCCCCCCAAUAAUCUAAAGCUAAACAAGCUAUUAUAGAAAUUGCUGCUACUAGAAAUGUCUAAACUAUAAGCUUCCAAUUAUUAUGAAUUGCUUGAAUGUAAAUAUUAAAUGGAAAUAUGUGGAAAGUGCAUUUGAUGUUCUGCAGCUGGCCUAGGUCUGGAUUGCAAAGCCUAGCUGUGAAGCAGGAGGGCCUUGGCCCCUGACAGGCACCUUUGUGCCUUCAGAAACAAGAGAGAGGAGGAAGGCAAACUCUGUGUCAUACAGUCGUUGCAAAGGUCUAUAAACCUUUCCAAAAAUGACAGGUGGUUUGGAGUCCUUUUAUUGAAGAUUUGGUGCUCCUGAGGUCUGGCUGCUACACGUGCGGUCUGAGUUGUCAGCCUGGUUGCUUGCUUUUUGGAUGCGGGCAAGAUAGCCUCAUGUGGUAAUAACCUUGUGGUGUCUCAAACUGUACUUCAUGACCUCUGAAAUUCUCUGGGAGCCCUCAAAAGCUGUACUUGCAGAUGAUAGGCAAGCUGUUUUGCUCCGAAACGAUUUCUGAAACAGUGCAGGAAAGAGGGAGGGGCUGCACACAUUCAUUAUCACCAACCUGGUUAAUACAUAAUGGGCUGGAACACGAUAUUUUGCUUCAGAAUCUUGAUCACAGUGUUCCAUAUGUAGUAUGAAACAUUGCUAUUUCCUUAAAAAGUCAGGUUUAACUUCUUAAGGAAUCUUAAAUAUAACGAAUCAUUGUGAUGAAAUAGUAGUAAAAGGCUUCCUUCUCCACUGCCUGUGACAUCUAAGCCUUAAAAGUUGUUUCUAUGAAUGCGGUGGGUGCUCUGCACUUUCAUUUGGGGCUUGUGCCAGAAUGUGAACUUUACAUAGGUGAGCAUUUCUCAAAUCGUUCCAACUAGUUUUCCAACAAUAGUCACCAGGGUGCUGCUUACCAUUAAACAAACAAAGCAACCUUUUGCCUACCCCUGCAUGUCAUGCAGCGAUAAAGAACAUGGCACAGUUAGUGGGCAGUGGCAGCUCCUUUGCUGGAAAGGUUAUGAAGAAAGCCAUGUGACAGAUCAGUCUUCCCCAAAGAAUGCGGUCGAGCUGUGGUAACUGAAACCACCGGUUCAGAGGACGUUUCAUAAUCCUAAAGUAAUAUAUGUUUCUGAGAAACAAAGUUAUCUAGAAAAGAAACUCGCCCUUCCACCAGAUGUCUCAAGGAUAAGGCCUGAUCAGCAGAUUGUAAGGUGCUUGCCUGUACCUCAGCAAGCGUUGGUUUCUCUAACUCAGCGUUGUCGGUACCGGCAGUUUCUCCAAGAAGGCUGCUUGGGACUUCCUGCUUGCUAAGCAUGGGUUUGAUCCCUGAGCUAGGGAGCAUGGAGGGGAAUUCAUUGAGAGCCCCAACCAGCAAAGUUGGGCCUGAGCUCUAGACGUGUGGAGGCUGCAUUAGGUCUGAAUUACAACCAAGGUUGAAGUACGCUCUAGGGACUACUGGGUCCUGUUGCGGGGAAGGGGAGACAUUCUUAUGAGAACCUGGUGCCAAGGAGAUUACAGUUCCCUGUUUUGGGAUGGUUUCAUCUUGCCCUGCGGUAGAUAAUACAUGCUUAAGGCAGCCUUCCCAUUGCUGCAAAGCAAAUGAGAACAUGAAGGAAUUAAUGCUAAUUCCCAUUUGUGCAAUCAAAGAUGCCAGCUAGGGGAAAAAAUCCUUUCUUGAAGAAAAAUGAGUUGAAGACAGGACAUGCUUUCCAAGAAGCACACCUUGGAUUGGACUGUGGGUGUUUGACUCGUGCCUGCACCUCUCAGAAAGAGUGGAGGACUUUAAUCGUGUUACAACAUUGAACAACAGUUCAUGGAAACUGAACAAAGUCUGUUUCAAAAAAAUGUUGAAGGAUAAAAAUCAACACAGUGGCAGUAAUCUGUCUGAUUAAUGGCUUGAUUUGACUUAACAGAACUGCUCAAAAGCAACCCCCAAACACUGUUUUUUUUUCCUCUCCUACAUGUAAAUAUACUUCAUUUUUUAAAAAUCAAGCUUGCUUUCUUCCUCAGCCAAAUUUCUUGUUAAAUAUAAACCAGUGGUAGGCUAUUGCAAUAAUAUGGCAACAUAUAUCUAUACAGAAACAAGUGCCAUUUAACUAAAUCAGAUUUCCUUCAGGUAAGUGUGUUGAGUUAUGGUUUGUAAGAACAGAUUUUGUUUUCCCAGUGGAAAUUUAAGCAAUUGGGGGAAACUCAAGGGAAAAACUUUUAUUUUUUUUAAAAUAAAAAUAUGUUCCCAUCCCCUGCCUCAUCUGUUUCUCGUGAGUUGGAUUAUUACAUUUAUUCCUAAUUUAAAGGUAGAGAGAAAUGGGGAAAA
Python bivittatus (Burmese python) is the source of this 4788-nucleotide messenger RNA. It is a transcript of the gene CBX4, whose product is annotated as chromobox 4. NCBI's taxonomy places the organism in Eukaryota, Metazoa, Chordata, Lepidosauria, Squamata, Pythonidae. Gene Ontology annotation, molecular function: SUMO ligase activity; SUMO binding. Gene Ontology annotation, cellular component: PRC1 complex. The record is from RefSeq and is a predicted model, not a curated record. Gene Ontology annotation, biological process: negative regulation of transcription by RNA polymerase II; protein sumoylation.